Triticum dicoccoides is the source of this 1481-nucleotide messenger RNA. Its product is annotated as BTB/POZ and MATH domain-containing protein 1-like. Lineage: Eukaryota; Viridiplantae; Streptophyta; Magnoliopsida; Poales; Poaceae. Gene Ontology annotation, molecular function: protein binding. The record is from RefSeq and is a predicted model, not a curated record. The coding region runs from base 159 to 1220 and encodes 353 amino acids. Gene Ontology annotation, biological process: protein ubiquitination. The transcript has 2 exons.
CCUCUUCCUGCCGCCACCCACCAUCCCCGCCGGCAGCAGCCUGCGAAGAUCCAUGUAAAAUCGCCGACGCCGCCGCUUCCCGGAUUUGCAUAUCGCUGCCGUCUGCCGCUGCCGGUUCCCCCAUUAGAAUCGGGCGAGGUCAAAUCCGAGGGUUCAUCAUGGCCCCAUCAGAUUGCGAAAUACUCCCAACAAGAGACAGUCGCAUCUUCCAUUUCCGGGUAAGACUCUCGUCGCCAGAGGAUACUAGUGAUGUAAACGCGAGCACCGUCGUUGCUGGAUGCAAAUGCAAAGCUGUUUACCUACAGUCGAGCCCCAAAAUCAUAGUCCUCAUCACAGUGCGGCGUAACCCCGAUCUGGAGGGCGAUCCCAAGGUGUCUACACACAUGGUUUUACUCGACAAGACCGGCUCACCAGCGCCUUCCAUGGGGAUGGGGACGGCGACGAACAUAGGCAGCUCUAUCCCUGGCUUAAUUGGAGGUUGCAUUCUGAUAGCAAGGAGAGAUGAAGUAGAGGUGAACUGUGUGGUCGACAACUACUUUGUGGUGUUGUGCUCUGUGGACAUCAACUGGACACCUCCAACUUCAUCGCUGAAGCAGGAGCUCCCGAGUUUGGGUCAUGAUCUUGCCAUGAUGUGGGAUAAACAAGAUCUCACCGAUGUUUCCUUUCAUGUUGGCGGGGAGAGCUUCAGCGCACAUCGUCUCGUGCUCGCUACCCGAUCGCCAGUCUUCAGAGCAGAGCUCUAUGGUGUGAUGGCUGAGAGCAAGAUGUCAUCUAUCACCAUCCAUGACAUGGAGGCCUCAACCUUCAGAUCAAUGCUCCAUUACAUAUAUCAUAGUUCGCUGCCUGAUGCUGGCAAGGUGGAUAUUUCUUCCCCCAUGGCACAGUACCAGCAUCUGCUUGUAGCCGCUGAUAGGUAUGGGGUGGAGGGGCUAAAGAAGAUCUGUGAGGACAAACUAUGUUGCAAUGGUAUCACGACGGACACUGUGGUUUCAAUGUUGGAACUUGCGGAGGCCCAUGUCUGCCCCAAACUCAAAGCUAGGUGCUUUGAUUUCCUCACCGAUGGUGACAAUUUCAAGAUGGUCGCGACGUCAAGUGAGUACCUCCAUUUGAUGCAGAACUUUCCGACUCUCUUGGUUGAAGCGCGGAAUAGGUUCAAGAUAGCGCAUGGAAAACCGACCAUCGUUGAACCUGGUUCACACAAGAAAGCUAGAGUAAACUAGAGUAUAUUAGGCAUGAUAAUGGAAUGGUGAUACAAAAAUGUUUGGUUAUUCCAAGCCUGUUAUAUUGGCAUUCCCUUCGUCGGCUAUCCUUUGUGCUUAGUACUAUUUUGCAGUAGAGUACUCCUAACGUAGCGAUCAUGGCUUCAGGUUACCGUUCGAUUUCUAGAGAAGACAUGCCAACAACUGUAUCCCAGCUGUAUGCUGUUCUUAUGCGCCCGUUUAUAUCUAGCCUUUUAGUUUCAGCAACAGUGGCAAGUUGAA